AACCGAAAUCAUUUUGUCCAAUCAAGACCAUCAGGAGCGGGCACCCGUUCUUUGGUUUUCUUUGCUUCUAAAGAUUCAGAACCAAGAUGGCCUUAUGAUAUCUCCUUCAUUUUGCGCAACUUCAAAUUACUUAAGGUGUUGGAUUUCGAAUGCAUCAAUAUCGUUUCUUUUCCUGUUGAAAUUUCGAUGCUGAUUCAAUUGAGGUAUUUAGCAAUUGGGGGAUAUCUGACAUCUAUUCCGCAAUCGAUAGCCAACCUCAGGAAACUAGAAACUCUUGUUGUGAAGGGAUUGCGUGGUAAGAUCGUCUUGCCAAAUACUAUUUGGCGCAUGACAAGUUUAAGGCAUCUUCAUGUGAGUAUUCAUGUUACUUUGGAUUCGGAUGAUGAAGAAGAGCUUGAAGAUUGCUUCGUGUUAGAAAAUUUGGUCAGCUUUUCCCGCCUAUCUCUUCCUUGUGGUGGGGAUUCAGAAUGGACAAUGAAGAGGCUUCCAAAUCUUCGCAAACUGAGUUGCAUAAUUUUUCAGAGACAGGAUUCUUCUGCUAAUCAUAAUCAAUUUCCAAGUUUGAAUCUUCUCUGUCAUUUGGAGUCACUCAAGAUAUUUUACUAUGGAUAUCAUCUUAACAAUGGCGAGUUCAAUCUCCCAUUGACUCUAAAGCAAUUGACUCUGUCAAACUUUCACCUACCAUGGAGUUGUAUCUCUGCAAUUGGUAGACUGCCAAACCUGGAAGUUCUGAAGUUGCGAUCUGAAGCCUUUGUGGGGAGAACAUGGGACAUGGUGGAAGAAGAGUUCCUGAACCUUAGAUUCUUGAGCUUAGACACUCUGGACAUUGUCCAAUGGAAUGCCUCUUGUGACCACCUCCCUAGACUCGAAACACUUGUCUUACAAAAUUGCAGAGAGCUCCGGAAAAUUCCACCUGAUUUUGCAGACAUAUCUACACUGGAAAUUAUUGAAGUGAAUUGGUGUGGAGUAUUUGUAGAAAUAUCGGCCAGGCAUAUUAGGGAAGCAACAGGAGAUGUUAAAGUCGUUAUAAGGAGUUUAUAUUGGAGACCAUGAUCAGCAUGAUUUGGAUAAAACCUCUUUAUACUUCCUCUGAUCACUUGUCUGUAACUGGCAAGGCUCAAUUGAAACUUGAGAGGCACUGUUCACCACAAGCAAGAACUUUUGGCCAAGCUUUGCCUUACAUUGGAGCUUUCCCAUUUGAUGCUCAGUAUUGUGCUUUUGAUCUUUGGAACGAAUGCGGCAAUGUGACUGAUUUUGAUUACCUGCUUUUUUUCCCCCUGCUUUUUAUCAUACAGUGGGUUGUUUAGAAAGACCAAGCUUGUAGAUGUGUUCUGAGAAUGUUUGUUUGAUGAAAUUGAAUUACAGUUGUCUUUCAUCAUCAAGGACUU
This is a messenger RNA of Coffea arabica (coffee), 1388 nucleotides long. RefSeq names its product putative late blight resistance protein homolog R1B-12. Lineage: Eukaryota; Viridiplantae; Streptophyta; Magnoliopsida; Gentianales; Rubiaceae. Gene Ontology annotation, molecular function: ADP binding. The record is from RefSeq and is a predicted model, not a curated record.